Messenger RNA from Mus pahari (shrew mouse), 10331 nucleotides. It is a transcript of the gene Sgip1, whose product is annotated as SH3 domain GRB2 like endophilin interacting protein 1. Gene Ontology annotation, biological process: clathrin coat assembly; clathrin-dependent endocytosis. The transcript has 27 exons. Gene Ontology annotation, cellular component: clathrin-coated pit; plasma membrane; cytoplasm. Bases 456 to 3020 code for a protein of 854 amino acids. The record is from RefSeq and is a predicted model, not a curated record. Lineage: Eukaryota; Metazoa; Chordata; Mammalia; Rodentia; Muridae.
CUUGGGCUGAACGACUGGGCUCCUAGGUGACUGAAGAUCGCGGGAGGAGCAUCUUGCAAAACCUGCCAUGUAGCAGGGGCUUCAGGUGGAAGCUGUAGCAGAGGCUGCAAGCGAGGCUCCCCACCUGGGGUAGGCGUUGGCCCAGAUCGGCCUGAGGACGCGGUGACAGAGGGCCCCCGCAACCCCGGGGUCGCGGCUGCGGAGCGGAGUGCGUGGGAGGAGGCGACGCGCGCACGCCUGAGGCGGCCAACGCUUAGAUUCCUGCCUUCAGUCCCCCUCUCCCGCCUCUCGCCCCAGAAAUGAGCUGGAGCAUCGCCUGUUUGAUUCCAGAGCCCGAAUCGGCAAGCAGAGCAGACCUCAGCAGCAGCUUUGUGAGGACUUAGCUCGGACCUGGAAGCGUAUCCUCCUGUGUUUUUUCUGACUUCUUGGAAAUUAAGGAAUGCAAUUCUGCCACCAUGAUGGAAGGACUGAAAAAACGUACAAGGAAGGCCUUUGGAAUACGGAAGAAAGAAAAAGACACUGACUCUACAGGCUCGCCAGACAGAGAUGGAAUGCAGGGGAAAAAAAAGGCCCAGAAGACCCAGCUUCUCCUCACCUCUUGCUUCUGGCUCAGAGCCCUCUCCUUAACUCUGUCUCAGCAGCCCAGCCCACACGAGCCACCCUACCAUAGCAAAGCAGAGUGUGCGCGGGAAGGAGGGAAGAAAGCUUCGAAGAAAAGCAAUGGGGCACCAAAUGGAUUUUAUGCAGAAAUUGAUUGGGAAAGAUAUAACUCACCUGAGCUAGAUGAAGAAGGUUACAGCAUCAGACCUGAAGAACCAGGCUCUACCAAAGGAAAGCACUUUUAUUCUUCAAGUGAAUCUGAAGAGGAAGAAGAGUCACACAAGAAAUUCAACAUCAAGAUUAAACCCUUGCAAUCUAAGGACGUCCUGAAGAACGCAGCGACUGUAGACGAGCUGAAGGCUUCAAUAGGCAACAUCGCACUUUCCCCUUCGCCUGUGAGGAAAAGUCCGAGGCGCAGCCCGGGUGCAAUUAAAAGGAACUUAUCCAGUGAAGAAGUUGCAAGACCCAGGCGUUCCACCCCAACUCCAGAACUUACAAGCAAGAAGCCUCUGGAUGACACUCUGGCCCUUGCUCCCCUCUUUGGUCCACCACUAGAAUCAGCUUUUGAUGAGCAGAAGAUGGAAGUUCUUUUAGAUCAGCCUGAGAUAUGGGGUUCAGGCCAACCAGUGAACCCAAGUAUGGAGUCACCAAAGCUAGCAAGACCUUUUCCCACUGGAACACCUCCACCUCUGCCUCCAAAAACUGUACCAGCCACCCUGCCUCGAACAGGCUCCCCCUUAACAGUUGCAACAGGAAAUGACCAGGCAGCCACAGAGGCCAAUAUUGAGAAACUACCAUCCAUCAGUGACCUGGACAGCAUUUUUGGGCCAGUGUUGUCCCCCAAGUCUGUUGCUGUUAAUACUGAAGAGAAGUGGGUCCAUUUUUCUGAUGCAUCCCCGGAACAUGUUACUCCAGAGUUGACUCCAAGGGAACAGGUGGUGACCCCACCAGCUGCAUCAGACAUCCCAGCUGACUCCCCAGCUCCAGGCCCACCUGGCCCCCCAGGCUCCACAGGUCCCCCAGGGCCUCCUGGUCCUCGCCAUGUACCAUCUCCGCUCAAUUUAGAAGAAGUCCAGAAGAAAGUCGCUGAGCAGACCUCCAUUAAAGAUGAUUACUUAGAAACGCUCUCAUCUCCUAAAGAGUGUGGGUUGGGACAGAGAGCAACUCCACCUCCCCCACCACCACCCACCUACAGGACUGUGGUCUCGUCCCCCGGACCUGGCUCGGGCAGUGGUACGGGGACCACCAGUGGUGCAUCUUCUCCUGCUCGGCCAGCCACCCCCUUAGUUCCUUGCAGCACCACUCCGCCUCCACCUCCUCCCCGGCCUCCAUCCCGGCCAAAGCUACCUCCAGGAAAGCCUGGAGUUGGAGAUGUGUCCAGACCUUUUAGCCCACCCAUACACUCCUCCAGCCCUCCUCCGAUAGCACCCUUAGCCCGGGCUGAAAGCACUUCUUCAAUAUCGUCAACUAACUCACUGAGCGCAGCCACCACUCCCACAGUUGAGAAUGAACAGCCCUCCCUCGUUUGGUUUGACAGAGGAAAGUUUUAUUUGACUUUUGAAGGUUCCUCGCGGGGGCCAAGUCCCCUAACUAUGGGGGCCCAGGACACCCUCCCAGUUGCAGCAGCUUUCACAGAAACUGUCAACGCCUACUUCAAAGGAGCAGAUCCAAGCAAGUGCAUUGUUAAGAUCACGGGAGAAAUGGUGUUGUCCUUCCCUGCUGGUAUCACCAGACACUUUGCCAACAACCCAUCCCCAGCUGCUCUGACUUUCCGGGUGGUAAAUUCCAGCAGGUUAGAGCACGUCCUGCCGAACCCCCAACUUCUCUGCUGUGAUACUACACAAAAUGAUGCCAAUACCAAGGAAUUCUGGGUAAACAUGCCAAAUUUGAUGACUCACCUAAAGAAAGUCUCUGAACAAAAACCCCAGGCUACAUACUAUAAUGUGGAUAUGCUCAAAUAUCAGGUGUCUGCCCAGGGCAUUCAGUCCACACCUCUGAACUUGGCUGUGAACUGGCGCUGUGAGCCUUCGAGCACUGACCUGCGCAUAGACUAUAAGUACAACACGGAUGCCAUGUCCACCGCAGUGGCCCUCAACAACGUGCAGUUCCUGGUCCCCAUAGACGGAGGAGUGACCAAGCUGCAGGCUGUGCUUCCUCCAGCAGUCUGGAAUGCUGAACAACAAAGAAUAUUAUGGAAGAUUCCAGAUAUCUCCCAGAAGUCAGAAAAUGGAGGCGUAGGUUCUUUACUGGCGAGAUUUCAAUUAUCCGAAGGCCCCAGCAAACCUUCCCCGCUGGUUGUGCAGUUCACGAGUGAAGGAGGUACUCUCUCUGGCUGUGACAUUGAGCUUGUUGGGGCAGGCUACCGGUUCUCACUCAUUAAGAAGAGGUUUGCUGCAGGAAAGUACUUGGCAGAUAACUAAUAAAAGGUCAUGCAAGGAUUUGGAAGAUCCAUGCCCCGGAGAACUGUUGUUUGAGAGACAUGUUUUAGUCUGGCUUGAUGAACACAAACCGAUAUCCGUACUUGGGGUCUGUCAGCUGGAAGGUCCUGGCUUUCAGCAGUGACUUCCGGCACCCAGUACUGUGCUGCUCAGUUCUGCAGUAUUUACUUAUAGGUGUAAUAUUUGUUAAUGGUUUUAAAAUGUAAUUAUUGUAUUUGUAAAAUGUACCUUCAUUCCAGUAAGGCAGUUAGACACUUGGGUUUUAGCAUUUUCCAUUCCUGAAACGGAUGUAAUUUAAACUGUGGUAUGUAAAUUUAAUAGUAGUACUGUUGAACGGCACAAUGCUUACAGAGAUACAGCGCAUUUUGUCAAUAUAUAAAAUUUAAAUAUAAUGUUGAUAGUUAUCAUAAAGGGGGUGCCACACAUCGAGAACCUUAAACAGAACCAGAAACAUAGCACCCAGCUUUCUUUCCUUCACCCUUUACUAUGUUUCCCUCUAGUGCUAAAGAAAACUUCUAGCUUCAGUUUAGUGGGUUAAAUUCAGAAACUAUUUCAGAGGAAAAAAUUCUAAAGUUACAGCAUAUUCAAAGAGAAACAUUAAUUACCACUUUUUAAAGAGCUUUUUUUUCAAACUGCAAAUUUCAUAAAAAUGCAAACUGUGUAAACAGGGCCUCUUAUUUUUAUAACUUGUGUAAAAAGGGAAAAGCAAUUCAUAUUUAAAGUUUAAGUAUAUUAAAUUAUAUCCAAGAGUGCAGAGGAUGCUGAAGUCUCACCUGACCCCAAGCCCCUCUGUGCCGUUUAGCAAAUGUGGAGAUUGCUAAGUCAUUGGAUUAAAGCCAACAUGAUUUUUAACAUUUCGAGACUUUCUGUAGCUGAACUGGUUAAAACUUUUGCACAAUUGCUCAGAACAGAGGGGCCUCCCUAGUCCAGCAUCCCGGGGUGGGUACCUCGUUUCUUCUUUACUCAUAAGAAUCAAAACACAGAGAAGGAUGGAGGAAAACAAAUAGUUCCCUGUUCCUGUUCCAUCCAAAAGGAGAAUUCUAAACUUAUCAUUUACAUCUUUGGAGGAAGGAAGAAAUAAACUUUAUAAAUGAAAUUCUAUUCACCUUGUUAUCCUAUGAAUAUUUUUGGAUGAUUUUAAGAUUCAUCAUAUACAACUGUGAAUCUUUGCCGCUCUUGGGGAAUUGAAAGCAGAGUCGGGGCAGUGGCUUUGAACAUAGUGAAUGCCACAGUUCUGGGAGGGGGAUGGUGUCUACCCCACCGGAGGGGAAUCAAAGCAGUGUUGUGUGGGACAUAAAGAAGUCUUCCAGUAAACCACAAGUUAUUUUAAACAGAAAAGUUCCCAUUUGAGACUCUCCUACUGAGUUGGUGUGUGUAGCAUCUGCUGUUGAAUCACAUUUUGUAUCCACUCAAAUCUGACAAGGAGUGGUCAGCUCCUUUCAAUUUUAGAAUCAAAUUAAAAUUUUUUUAAGUCUUACUUCAACAGUGAGAUUGUGGUUGGCAGUCAUUUCUAGCGAGCUCUGUAGAUUUAUCUGUGUUCUCUUCAAUCAACGCUUGCUACCGAAAGGAUGUCCAAGAGGAUUUUUACCUGCAAACAAUUCAUCUAUUUAAAACAGGCUCCUGCCUAAUUCCCCAAAGCAGUCCGGCUUUGAAGGUUUUAUUUCUUAUUUAUUUAUUUUUUUUGAACAAACUAAUGUGUUGACCAAAAAGUUUGGCUUUGAAACCGAAAUAGAGAAAUAAAAUGUAAAUUUUAAAUUUAAUCUAAUGGAACAAGUGGAAAUAAAAACACUUAAACCAAUGGAGGGUACAAAGCAGAAAAAUGAAGCUUAUCUAAAAUGUGAUUAUACAAUGUUUUUAAGUAGUCAGUUCAUGGAAAAAUAUUGAAUAUUAACACAAAGCAUAUUAAAAAUAUGUAAAUAUUACUGUUUCUCAUGUCUUUCUCUUUAUAUCUUAUUUUGUGAAGUUUUAGAAUGAAUUGGUCAUUAAAUACACAGUGUUUUCUUUCCAAAGAAUAAUUUUGUUGAUAUUGUAAAAAUGUAAUUAAAAAUAGAGAUUUGAGAAGUCUCUAACAUUAUUCAAAUAUUUCCAGGAACCAAAUUGGAAACUAUGAAGAAAUCUUGUAAUCCUUUAAUUGACUAUUGUGAAAUGAAAUGACAGUUGGUAAUCUAAAAAAUUAAAACUUGAAAAUUCAGAGCUUCAGUGGGGAAUGGUUCCUUCCAGUUCAGAAAGUGGGUCAAAUAACAACAGUUGCUCAUAUCAGAGACGGAGCUGUCGGUGCUGUUUGGUUUUAAGUUUGUGCAAUUUUAUCUCCUGGUGAAGCUCUGUGUGCAGCACUGUAGGAUAAAAGUUCAUAUUCUGAGACAUGGUCCAAGACUAGACAGACCAGGUCUCAGUUAUCAGUGUCAAUUGGGUCAGGUUCCCUUUUGUCCAAAAUAAUGGGUUAGCUCAUAGACAGAUAGUUGGCAGAACAGUAAGCUUCAGACAAAUCCCAUAUUUUUAUGAAAUUUUCAGAAAUAAAUUCCUGUUUACAUUAGUCUCCAUGUUAUCAUAAUGGGAACUUGCAACUGCUAAUCUAAAACUCCCUGAGAUCCAGCGACGGCUAAAAAGAGCAUUCCCUGUAUGCUAUUUGGGACACAGCUUGCCUCCAAAGCCUGUCCCUGUGCAGAUAGUGACUGGAAAGUCCGAGAGCAGAUCCUUGUGCAUUUUGACAGUUUGUAUACUUCUCCUCCGUCUCAGGCUGCAAAGUAUUAGAGCCAUACUCACACACAUUUGCAUCUUUACUUCUUCUUUCGAAGGAAGCAAAUCUACCUUUGCUCUGCCGGUGUGAUACCUGAAGGGCAAACGCAGAUGUGCCCCUACCUUCUUCUCUCCCUUAUGCUGAGAGUGGACCCAUACGGAGUUUUCACGUUUUUCUUAAUGGGACGUCUAUUUUUUUUUUUCCUAACAAGCUUGUGCCUAGAACCCUGUAUAGCAGAAUGUUGCCAAGCAGGGAAGGGGCUUCUCCAGACCCUGAAACAUAGUAUCACAAUAUGUAAAUGAUUCCACAGUAGCUUCCAAUGCUGAAGACUUACACUUCUAUUUAACCCAGAUAAACUACCUUUCCCGACUCUAAGAACAUGUAUAAUCAUAGUGAUUAGCUGCUACACAACAAAAAUAGCAAAAGGGCUCACAGUGUGCUCUGAGCGCUCCUGGGCUGUCAGACAUCGCAGGUAUCACUGCCUUCUACCUUAGACUCCAAAAAUGGCAAAAAGCCUUUUCAGCCCGUGUUUUCCCAGUGACGGUAUUGAGGCUUGGGUUGAUUCAUUUCCCCAAAAAUGUCAUCACAGCUAAUAAUGACCUCAAUUAUCCUGACAAUAGAAUGAGUACCUUGUUGGUCCAUUUGGUUCAUUUUGAUAAAACCAUCAACUUGAAGGUCAAGAUAAAUGGCACUCUAAAAAGUUUGCAUUGAAAGUGUUAAAGAGGAGCCUGAUAAGAUAUUAUUUUAAAAGACCGAUGUCUCUCUUCAAAGGAUGAAAUGUGAGACCCCCUUGUUUCCAACCAAUCAAGUAGAGUAAUGAUUUAAGUUGAGGCCCUGUUAUACAUUCAGAACCUAGCCAGACUGCAGUGAGUACCAGGAAGUCUUUAUCGAUCUCUAGGGAUAAAACUUGGGAAUCUACACAUUGAGAAGUUCCCAAAAGCUGAGCAUCCUGGCCCUAGUAACUCUAGAGUGUUUUUUACUGCUCACAUUAUAGUGGACUUAAGCAUUUAAUUUCUAAGGUAAAUGCUAUUUUUCUAAUGUUUUCUCCAAAUUCAGUCUAAUUAAUGGUAGCUCCUUGCUUGCAAGCGACACUCAGACACUAAACCUGUAUACUGACUUUAUUUCAUAAACUCUUGGUUUUAUAAACUCAGAUAAGCCUCACACUGAAAAGAAUUUUUACCAGUUUUUGCUUUGCUUUGCUUUGCCUUUCCUCAAACCAAUUACAGGUUGUCAGAGAAAGUUGAAUGAUAGUAAUAUAUGCAAAUAUCCACUAGAAAGACAGAGGUUAGAGAAGGAGAGAGAAAGAAAAUAUGUUAGAGAUUUUUCUUCCCCCAAAGAGGAUGUAUUUUGCAAAAUCCCAGUCAAAUAUAUUUAUUUUGUCAUGUGACUUUUUGUGUUUUUAGGUUUUAGAAGUCUAAAACCUAAAAUUGAGGGGUUUUUUGUUUUUUGUUUUGUUUUGUUUUGUUUUUAGUGACAUCAACGUGGACCAGAAUAUAGCUUAGAAACUUAAUAUAAGGAAAUGUGAUGUUCCCAUGAUGCCCCCUCCUGCUGUUUACCUUAGCCAAUGAGUCAAAUUGUUAGUAUGAAUACCUAAAUCAAGUCAAGUGGCACUGAUUACAGAGACUCUUAUGAAGAACCUCUCUAGCACGCUCACUGUCUGAAUCUAUCUCAGCUUUCUUGGACUUUCCCUCCUCCUUGACCUUUUUGUUUGUGUUUGGUUGAUUUCGUUUCUUCGUUUGGCAUACAGUGUAGAACACAAUUCUCUCGCUUGUGAAUUAAAUAUGGCUUCUCUCAUGUUUCAUGUUAAUCCAUAGAAUGAGGAGGAGGAAUGAAACCAGACUGCUCUCUUUACGUCUUCAAAUAUUAAAAAGGAACAAACAAAAAGCACUGGCCUUCUUCACCCAUCACUGCUCUGGGGCUGUGCUAUCUACAGUAAGCCAGAGACAUGUUGUUAAUGCCCAAUUGAAAUAACUUUCCUUCUUGAAACACUGUCAAAUCUUAUGAUCAGUUGUGUAGCCUUUUAGACUGGUCUCAUGUUUAGUUUCUAUCCCAAAUGGGUAGUGCUGGGGGGGGGGGAGAGACAGAUUGUGGACAUGUGUCAUGGAUAUAAUAAUUUAUUCUCCAGACUGAACUUCUGGCUUCCUCCCUUUAUUGCUGGAGUACAUUUAGCCUGUGCUAAACACAUCUUUAGCCUCAUAAGAAAAAGGGGUUUCAGUCCAAAGCCCGUGCAGAUUAAAGUGAUCCUUAAUGCUGUUUUAAAGAAAAAGUGGCCUAUUUGCUAUUACAUCCACCAGGAUUUUCCAAAAUCAUGUCUGAUUUAUUAGCACAAGCAAAACAUUCAUCGUGUUCUGAAACAACGUGGUCCUAUGUCACAGCUGUCUCUCUUCAGACAUGGGCAAUAACUUUCAAAGUCCUCAUGAAACUUAGACUGCCCCUAAACUGGUAAAAGGGUAUUUUUAAGUAUAAGAGUAUCCCUUGAAAAACUUUAGGAAACUUUCCUUUUAAUUACAAUUCACAGCUCCAUUGAAAGAUAUGUAAAGCAAAUUAUAUAUGAAAGAGGGAUUAGCUAAGAUAAUUGUAGCUUUAAGGGAAUUCUGCCCAUUGGCAGUGAGUUGUUAUCUGUGCUCAUUAAUAUCUUACAGUGAGUUUUAACUCUCUCUUCUAAAGAACUCUUAACCCUGCAUGGAAACUGUUUCACUUUUUAAAGAUUUGAAUCUCUGAUGAGUACUUCAAGCCCCUGUUGUUGAAAGGUUCCAAAUCCUUGGGGUAAUUGACACUAGUGAAGAAUCUUCAUUACCAGAUCAGGAUCAUGUUAGAGCGAUGCUGAUAGUAUUUUUACAUAACUUUUGGAAUGCUAUGAAACAUUCUAGUUAGAGCCAAAUGCAGUGCACUGUUCUCUCAGCAUAGAAUCAGAGGACUGACCCUGAAGUAGCCUUUGCUAUUUUGUUGGUUUUGUUUGCUUGGUUGGUUGGUUUUUGGUUUUUUUGUUUUGUUUUGUUUUGUUUUGUUUUUUACUGUUUUAAAAAAAUAAUCAUUUUUUACAUAAAAUCAAAUGUAAAAGAUGUUUAUUUGAAAUUGUUUGUAGCAGACAGAAAUGACAUUUAUGUUUUUUGAACACAAUUCAACCUUUAAUCCACUCAGAGUCUGUGAAUUAUUACCUGAAAGACAAGCUACCCAUAAAUUUCCUGCUUCCUAGACUGAGCAUAUAUUAAUUCCACCUAACUCAGACAACUUCACUAUCUUAUUGGCAUCUUUUCUGGAAAAAUGAAUAUUGAAUCUCAUUUAUUCAUCAUCACCUUAAGCUAGUUAAAAUAACAAACUGAAAGACUAUCUCUGACGAUCCAAUACCUGGUAUUUUUCUUAGGCGUGGCUGGGAUGACAUUUCUUAAAGCUGCAUUGACUCCACACGUUGGUGUUUAAUUACUGCUUUUUAAAAUGAACAUGCGUGGAAGAGAUGGGUGCCUCUCCCUCUGUCUUCCUACCCCUUCCUCCGUACUGCAUCCUCCUCCCAUCUCCCCACCCCCACCCCACUUGGUCCCUUAACUCAGUCAAAGAGAUCUGGAUAAUUGCUGUUGAAUAAUUAUUUUGGAAACCAGAAGGGGCUGCAGUGGUAACAUUAGAGCCCUACCUACCAGCAGAGGAGGAAUUUCCAGGGCUGAUUUUAGGCCGUUUGAACACUAUUGUGUUUCAAAUGAAAAGGUUUUCUCAUUAGUUUUUCCCUUGUAUAGGGUAAAACCUUUCUGAAUGAAAUGACCAGUUUGAAUCAUCAUUUCCCACCACGUGGCAGAGUAAGCCGUUGGGGUUUUACUGUUAACAAUAAGAAGCUAGGAAAGGCGUCACAGAGAAAUGUUGCUGUGUUUCUAACUUAGAGUUAUGCAAUCCAUCGAGUCAGUGAAGAUGUUUUAUCAGUGUGUACUUUGACCUGGUAGUGGCCUUUAUUUCAAAUUAUCCGUGACCCAUGUAGCAAUGUACACUGACUCCCUGUAUACUCCUCUGCUGCGUGUACCAUCGCACAAAACAUCCCAGGACAUUAAAUAUCCACAGAAGAAACGGUGUGUUCAAAUACUCAAGUAUAUUUAAAAUUUAGUCAGAAAGUCAGUGCCUCGUCUUUCUUCCUUCCUGCUCCUUUCAACAGUGUGUGACUUACUGUCCCAUCUGCAGUGUGGCUUACUGCUUCCUGUGAGCUCAGCCCAGCAGCACCAGAGACUUGCUCCCUCUGUCGACCCCCCGCUGUGAGCUCUCUACAGGGCAAGCAGGACAGGAAGGUGACUGAACCGAUUGAAGAUAAUAAUCAUGAGACCACCUCCACAUUCACUUGCCUUAUGAGUUAGUAAAAGUGUGGAUAUCAUUUUUUUGUAACGUGAUUUUUAUAAAUGUCCUUGCCUUCGUAGUCCUUCCAGUCACCUAUCUCACAAAAUCUUGAAUAUGCAAUUAUUCUUCAUGACACAUUACUGCAAAUAGGGUUCCCAUUUGAAAAUGCAGUUUAAUGUAAGUUGUUAUUGAAAUGUGAUUUUUUUUUUCCUGGAAAAUAAAUGAAAAAAAAAUAUGAAAAUAAA